AUGACCAACAAGACUGCGAGGAAAACCCAGGGAGCGAUGCCGGCUGAAGAAUCCGCCAAGAAAGUUGUCUCAAAAACAAUACCUGCGCUUCGACAAUUGUCAAAGGGGAUGAGCGUGAGUGGAAUGAUUGGCGUGGCCGUUGGAGUUGCCGCCAAGCGUCUCACGCAAGACGCCUUGUACGGUGCUGGACUUGCCGUCGUUGCGCUCCAGAGCCUCAGCUACUUGGGUUACAUCCAAAUCAAUUGGAAAAAAGUGGAGAGCGACCUCAACCAGGUGAUCGACGCCAAUGCUGACGGUAAAGUGGAUGGAAAGGAUCUUAAGGUUUAUUUUGAUCGCUUUAUCAAAUUUGCCAGCAAAGGACUUGGUGACGCGGGUGCAUUUGCUGCAGGCUUCAUUACUGGGGCCAGAUACCUGGCCUAA
This is a messenger RNA of Trypanosoma rangeli, 420 nucleotides long. RefSeq lists its product as uncharacterized. The record is from RefSeq and is a predicted model, not a curated record. Gene Ontology annotation, biological process: autophagy of mitochondrion. The coding region runs from base 1 to 420 and encodes 139 amino acids. The transcript has a single exon. Gene Ontology annotation, cellular component: mitochondrial outer membrane. Lineage: Eukaryota; Euglenozoa; Kinetoplastea; Trypanosomatida; Trypanosomatidae.